GAGCCACUUUGUGUCUGACAAUGUAUUUCACUUCUCACUGAGAUAGCUAUUUGGUGGGGGUUUUUUUGUAUAACCAAAUGUUGUAAUUAUCUUGUGCAUUCAAAUUGUGCGUUCUAUACAAAAAUGUGUCUUCAGGGCAAGCAUAAGUUCUAGAGGUAACGAGAAAUCACUUGAGGUUGAUAAGAACAAGCUGCAAGAUAGUAUGUACUUCGCAGGUAGUACGUACUUUGCAGUUGACUUUUCCAGCAUGGAAUUGUUGGGGUAACUGAGCUGUUUUCUGAGAUCCAUGUCUCUCUGAAGCCCCACUUUCUUAAAAAGUGGCCUUAAUGUAAACAGUUUAGUGCAGUGAAAGGCACACAGGGGUCUGCCUCAGGAAGGUAGCUUGAGCUUUAGCCCUGCAGAGGUGGCAGGUAGAGCAGUUUCUCUCCUGUCUCUCUCUUUCUCCCCUGAUCGUAAUUUCAAAAGCCAGGAAAAAUGAUUGGAUGAUUCCUUGAACAAGUUGUGUCAUGUAACAAGUGUAUGGAUAUUGCUGAUCUUUGAAGUGCUUUAGCAUUGGAACUUAGAUAGGUUCUUCUGCUGUUACUGUAUUUUUGUGUAUCUUGUUUCAGGAGUUAAUUGAAUUUUUUGGGUGUAUUGACUUGGCCUUAGGAUGACAGUGAUUUAAAGUGAACCUUAAGCUUGAGUUCUCUGAAGUGCCCUUCUUUAGGAGCAUACAAUACUGAAAUGUCUUGCUUGAAGCACAUCUAACCUCUUUUUGCAGUGGUCUUAUGAACAGCAGUGUAUGGAAUGAACUAUUGAGUUGACAUUUACAGAAAACAAACGUAAGGUGUGCCAUAUUUUGGGAAUAGUCAUUUGCCUCUCUGAAGGUUUAAUAAGUUGUGACGGUCUAUUCACUGUAUUCCAGUAGUCCUUUCAAGCUGUUCACUUCAAAAAUAAAACAUUAAAUUCCAGGAAUCAAAGUUUCCAAGCAACCAAACCCAGCAAACAAAACUAUUGUACAUGAUAUUUACGUCUUUGUUGCCUGGGAAUCCUGUUGCUGCUCCACACCUCACUCUAAACACUUGCAAAACCCACUCACUGGUUCUUGCAGCUGCAGCUGCCUUGCAGUUUAGGAAAGAUCAAGUCACAAACAUGUAGAUCAGAGAGUUAUGAUUCCUGAGUGGCUGAGGCAGCGAUGAGUAAUCAAGAGGUGGUCGUUCUGAGCGUGGGAGGUGUGAGAUAUGUAACCCGCGCUUCCACCUUGCAGCAGUUCCCUGAGUCCAGGCUGGCACGGAUGUUGAACUGUGAUGAUGGGGAAUUCAAACUGGUGAAUGGAGAAUUUUUUGUGGACAGAGAUGGAGCUUUGUUUAGUUACAUCAUGGACUUCUUGAGGACUCUACAGGUCUCCUUACCGACUGAUUUCUCAGACUAUCAGAGGCUGCGGAGAGAAGCAGAAUUCUAUGGACUCCACCCCCUGGCUGACCUCUUGAGCCAGGAACACUUGCUAAAGCCGAGGCUGGAGAUCUUGGAAGUGCGUUUUUCUCUCCAAGAAAUGCAGGCCUUUUUCCGGAUCUUUGGUUCCUGCAGUAGCACCGUGGAGGCACUAGCUGAGCAGAUCACUGUGUUUACAGGGCAGCAGUCAGGACAGAGCUGGAGCAGCCCUUUUCCUUCUCAGAAAACACUCGUUCCACUCCCUUUGGAAAGACCUUCUCAUCACGACAUGGUUUUUCAGUGUGGUACUGAGUACUCUGCUGGGGACCAGUUUGUGGCAAGGUACUCUCCUAGUGUGACUUCUCGUUAUGGCGAUGUCUUUGUGACUUCUGGUUCAGAUGCAGUGGAGUCUCCAAAUGCUGGAAAUUUUGAAGAGGAUGCUAAAUGAUUCCAUCGGGGCUCCCUUCCCCAUGAAAGGCUGGACCAGAUGAUCUUUUGAAUUCCCUUCCAGCCUGGCCUGUUCUAUGAUUCUGUGGAGACCUUCUCUGAAGGUCUGCGUCAGGAAGCCUGUCAUGGUGGGCUUUGAAGUCAGCCUGCUGAUGGCAGCAUUCAGGUGACACAGCUGUGUGGGUGACUGUCCCCACGGGUUGCUCUACUACAGAGAUGACACUCCUUGUAUGAAAACAAUAAUGUUGAGUAUUGAGUGAGUCAUUGACUGUGAAUAUUGUUGGUGGAGAAACUUGCCAAUAAUAAUGAGAAACACAAGACAAGAAGUGAUAACUUUUUAUGGAAAAAGUUAAAAAAAUAGACUUGAGGCUGUAUUUAGACACCAUGCCCUAAAUGAUCGAUGAUAGUAGCGAUGUAAACUAAGUGAGACUAGUUUCUGAACCUCUCAUAGUAACAGUUACACUGUUUCAUCUACCAUAAGAAUACUGACUUUAUUUUCCUUGCCGUAGCAGCCACCAGGAAAAUUGAGGUUUGGAUUACUUUUUUUAUAAAUAAAGUGAAAGAAAAUAUGAAAUAUUUCCAUUUUUAAAAAGCCCUGGAGUUUUAACCUAUGGCAUCACCCAUGGUCCAUGGCUUUGGCAAAAUGAAUAUUUGGUACAACCAUAUCAGUAACAACUUAUGAUGGGCUAAUGCUGAACACUUUUUUGUUCCCCUCAGGGAUUAAUUUUUAUUCAGCACAAACAUCAUUCUAUGAAUGCAUUAUUUUGGCUCUGGAAAAAUAUACCAGUGCAAUUUCCUGUCAUAUAAAGGACUGUAUGUGCUUUACCUCGACCUUGGGUAAUGGCAUACUGUGAGACUGCACAUCUUUUUGAAGUGAAACACAUGACUGUCAGCAAGCUUGGAUUCCCAGAGUUCUCCUAGCAUUUACUCUUACUUAGCAAUGAACUGUGAAUUGUCACCUUCUGUCACUUGUGUGCCUGCAGAGAACAUGACUAGGCUCUUAUACAACACUUCCAUUUUGUUGUUGUUUUUUUUUUAACUGAGAGUCGCUUAAAUAAGUUUGAGAGCAUGUGUGUAUGUGUGUGAAGAACCUCAUAGAAAUGUGUUGUGACCUAUACUAGUAGGAUAACUAUGACUUUAAUUGAAGAUGGAUUGAAUUAAUUAAUUUAACUGAAGCUGGUUCUUCAAUGGAAUGCACCUUCCUGGAUUUCUUUUUACAGAAAAUGAAAGCAGUGAUGGUAGAGCUACAGGUGUUGUGUAGCUUCAAGCUACAAAUAAAUAACAGUAAUCAUGGAGGAAGGGGUGAAAUUAUGUUCAUUUGCAGACAAGUUAAUAUAAAAGUAGCAUUGAUUUACUAGGAGGAUCAGCUGGUCUCCACCUUGCAUGACCAUUUAUGCUACUGCAAAGCAUUGCUGAGCCAGGAUGACAGUUUUUCUGUGCCCUCUUUGCAGUGGUAUGCAAUGUAACCUGCAGGCACUAGGGCAGGAAUUUAGUAGUGGCCAAUGUUGUUACUGCACUUUCUGUUCUGAGGUCCCAAAAAGCAGGGAUGCAGCAGAGAGCAGACCAUGUGGUGUGCACUCAGCAGAGCGGUUCACACUGGUACAUUUGCAGAGAAGGGAACAGCUGUACAAGUAGAAGUGAGUUUGGCUGAUGGGAACUACGAGUCUGAGUGAUUCUAAAAGCCUCUUGGUCAAAACCAGAUUAUGUGCUAAACCGAGUACUUUCACCCAGAUCUUGGCAGGCAAGUUAACUCUGAUACCUCACAGCACAAUCUCUGUUAGACUAGCAGCAUAUUGUAGGUGACUUGGUCAUGCUUUUACAUGUGAGGGAGCCAGAAGCUCUGAUUGCUCACAUCUACUCUAUUUUUGAUUAAAUAGGAAUGGGAUUUUGACACAUUUAGACUCCUUUUUCCAAUGACGAAAUUUGUUAUCCCUGACACGAUCCAGUUCUUCAAGUCAUUGCCAACUUUCUCAAGAGAAUUCCUUUUUUUUCCUGGGAAGAUGCAAAAUUUGCUGAUUUCAGUAAAUUUAACUGAGGUAUUUGCCUUUUUAUUACUCCAUGGAUUCAGCAGAAAUGUGCAAACUGUUCCACUGUCCAAGAUGCUAGAAAGGGACUGCUGCAGUGUUGGGGCAGCCCCCUCGCUCACUCACAGCAAGCAGUGAGCUCUCUUUGGCUUUGUACCAGGCAAGCAGACUGCCAGAGCAGUAAACAGAUCACUAGAGGGAAAGGGAACCAAAUGGGAAGAUAACACCGUCAUCCUGUCCCACACGGACAGCAGUUUACAUGGCAGAAGUAGAUCAUCUAAGAAGAGGUGAUAGCUUGGUGGAUUUGUAAAAGGCAGAUGAUUGAGAAAGACAACACCUCAUUUGCUUCAUAUUUUUGUAUUUUAAUCACUUUUCCCUCCUUUAUAGUUGGAUUGCAUCCUGUAUUUCUAUGUUCAAGACUGUCAAGGGCUUUACCAGCACAAUCUUGUGGUGCCUGUUGGAUAUCCCAGUGCCAUAGAGGUACCACACUUUUUCCAUCUUCCUGUUCUUGUACUGUGAUUAUUUCCUUUUGUAGUGAUUGGUUAAAUUUUUUGUGCUUUUAAGUAAUUUUUUAUCUGCUUCUUCACACAGUGGAAAGUUCUCUUGUGUCCUUCUUAUCUGUUCUGGGGACCUGUAAUUUAUUUACCACCUGAAUUGUUCAGUAAUCUGCUGAUACCAGGAAGGAGAGAGUCUGUUGUGAAAUACAUUUUUGUUCUUUGAGAAUUGAUUUCAGUAUGAGAGUUCAUGGGGGUUUUUGUUUCUUUGGGAAGUGCAGUCAGUGCAUUCUUACAGGUUCUGCAGCCAGUGUUCAUGUGAAUGUAUAAUUGAUUAAGAAUAGACGUUUAAAUAAAGCUAUUAAAAUUGAUACUAUAGACUGAGAUACUAUUUAGAUUAAGACCGAUCUCUUUGCUCUGGCCACAGCACUGGGAAAUUUUCCCCUUAACUAAAUAAUUCCAAACCACUGACUUUCAUGGAAAUAGUAGAAGACUACUCCUUAAGAUGCUGUAUAUGAGGAAUAAUAGCCACAGGGUGAAAGAAUGAUGCUGGAGUAAUUGUAUCAUGCCCAGGGGUAGUUACUUCUGUUAACUUUGGAGAAACUUUUCUGCACACUGGGCUGUUCCUACUUUCUACCUGUUUUGGUUGUUUUCUAGCUUUCCAACACUCAACAGUAACUGCUUUAAUCUGAGCAGAGCAAGGCUGAUGUGCUUUUAUCUGUCUCUGAAGUGGAUAAGUCAAAGGUAUAUUCCAAUUCAGUACCAGAAAGCCACCAAAGUGGAUCAGAAGCCCUGUCUGAGUCCACAACGAAACAUUCAUAACUCUGAAUAUUUUUUUUUUUAAAUUUGUUCUCAGAUUGCUGGAAAGUGUUACUGAAUAUUCACUGAGAAGCAAGCUGGGAGUUAUCCAAGAGGAGAAGGGAGGCUCAUUGCUUCUUACUCCUUCCCUCUCAUUUGUGCUGAACCAUUGCCAGGCUUUAAGUUUACAAGGUUUAUUUUUAUCGAUUUUCAACAAUAAACAGAGGGAGUAUCUUCAGUAAAAGAUUUACAGUGCAUCACGAGGAAAUAAAACUCCCUACCAAAUAUUAUAUUGAUCUAUUCCCAGAUGCUACUGAAACAGCAAAUAAAAGCUCAAAUGAAGUCCAGUGAUGGAGAACUUCCUCUCUUUAGUGACAGAUGCAUAUGACUGUUAUGUCUUCAGAAAACAAUAAAAAGGAAGGGAAUGACUCUGCUUCUUUGACCAUAUCUUCAACAGCCCAGUUAAAUCUGUCAACUCAAUGUAAUCCACAUAAAUAACAAAUUUGGGAACCAAAGGAACUGCUAGUGUGUCUGAAGAUUCCCAUUCUUUGAAGCUGCCUCUCCUGCUGCAGUCAGGCCAUAAUUAGUCACAGAAGGCCUUGUUGUGACUAGCAAAUGGAUGGACCAACAAUGAUUUGAAUAGUCUGGUUCUGGCUGGAGAUAUGCCUGGAGCCCUGAAUAUUCUCAAAUGGGUGGGUGAAAUGUAAAUCACUAGUCAUCAUAUAAAAUACAAAUAAAUCUGACUUCUAUUUAAAAAAAAAAAAAAAGGGAAUGUCAGUUUUCUAGACUGUCAUGUAGUUUCUGCUGAAAUAACACCCUGAAGUGUGAUCUGAUGUGUAAAUUUUUCCAAGAAUCCUUCCUCCAUUUCUACUCUGUUUUCAUUCUAAUGGAAUGGUUCAAUAAUGGGUAGCUUCUUUCUGGUCAGAAGGAUAAUGAAUGUAGCCCUAAAGGUUGGAAACAGUAAUGUGUACAAGUCUGCUGAAGAAAAUUAAUUUAGGGCUUUGCUUUCUAAGCAAGUUACUGUUACAGCAGUCAGCUGAGUGCUUGCUGAAACUGUGAAGAAUUAAACAUUGCAACAUUGUUCCAUCCUGAUUCUCCACUGGAAAAAAAAAAGGCAAUAGAUUGGAAACAUCAAGUCUGGGGUUUUACUAGUACUUUGGAGUCAGGAACUGAGUUUUCUUUGAAUUUCAAAGGCAGUUUGUAGCUUUCAUUGAGGGCCUUCUGAAAAGACUGGUUUAUGGUUUUUGGUUUUGUUCCCCAGUGAUAUCUAAACUGAGUAAUACAAUAAUUGCUGACAUACCGGUUUAUUUGCAAUGUUGUAUUCAACAAUAAACAGAAGGCAUGCUCAUCCUUCUAUCCUUUAA
This is a messenger RNA of Pseudopipra pipra, 6537 nucleotides long. It is a transcript of the gene KCNRG, whose product is annotated as potassium channel regulator. Gene Ontology annotation, cellular component: endoplasmic reticulum. Bases 1175 to 1858 code for a protein of 227 amino acids. The transcript has 2 exons. Gene Ontology annotation, molecular function: protein binding. Lineage: Eukaryota; Metazoa; Chordata; Aves; Passeriformes; Pipridae. The record is from RefSeq and is a predicted model, not a curated record. Gene Ontology annotation, biological process: protein homooligomerization; negative regulation of delayed rectifier potassium channel activity.